UUGGGUUACAAUGGUGCACUCAGGACUGAUUGAGAAAUCCAGCUCUCAACCCCCCUCUCCCAUGAACUGGUAUUGAAAUCAUGGAUAGGCUUCUGCUGAACUCUGUGUAGGACAUGCUGAGCUUGGAGCAAGAUUUUGCAUUCCAAAUGGCAGAAGCUGGAGUCUUUGUGCUGCUCUUAUUUUGCUCCCUGCUGUCAGGGCUGGUGUAUUACAGAGACUUCUUUUUUCAACAUGGACACAACAUAAAGAUAAAAGAAAGACCCAAUUUUAUUAUUAUUCUGGCUGAUGAUAUUGGCUGGGGAGACCUUUGGACAAAUGACCAUGACAAUACUACCCCCUGGCUGAAUAUGUUGAAGCUGGAAGGCAAAAGAUUUACAGAUUUCCAUGCUCCUGCUUCCACAUGUUCCCCAUCGCGUGCUGCAUUGCUGACUGGUAGACACGGCUUACGCAAUGGAGUCACUCACAAUUUUGCAAAGGGUUCUAUUGGAGGACUACCACUUAAUGAGACGACAAUUGCUCAGCUCCUACGUGAUGCCGGCUAUUACACUGCUAUGAUUGGAAAAUGGCAUCUUGGACACAGUGGUCCCUACCAUCCAAUCCACAGAGGUUUUGAAUAUUAUCUUGGCAUUCCAUAUAGUAAUGAUAUGGGCUGCACUGACAAGCCUGGCUUUGACCUGCCUAGCUGUUUCCCAUGUGAGCAAAGUAAACACAGUAGCAGGAAAGAUGCAGGCUGUGACACUAAAAUAGCAUUGCCUCUCUUUGAAAAUCAGAGCAUAAUUGAACAGCCACUGGAUCUUUGGGAACUCACAGAAAAAUAUGCUAAAGCAGCAGCCACCCAGAUUUUGACUGCAAGGAAUAGGGGGCAGCCUUUCCUGCUGUAUGUGGCUCUGGCCCAUGUGCAUGUUCCUCUGUUCCAUAAUCGCUUCCUGAAUGUGACUCCAAAGGAAGCGUAUUCAGCUAGCCUGAGUGAUAUGGACAGUUUGGUGGGGAGAAUAAAACUUGCAACUGAGGCCUUUAGUAUGAAGAACACACUUAUAUGGUUUACUGGUGAUAAUGGCCCAUGGGAACAGAAAUGCGAGUUUGCAGGGAACCCUGGGCCUUUUCUGGGCAAGUGGCAGACCAGCAGAGGUGGAGGCUCUGCCAAGAGGACCACCUGGGAAGGGGGUCAUCGAGUUCCAUCAGUGGCUUUCUGGCCAGGGAAGAUAUCACCUAACACCACCAGCAAUGCCCUGCUAAGUGGUAUGGAUAUCUUUUCCACAAUCCUCUCCUUAGCUGGUGUGGACCCUCCUUUCAACCGCCGUUACGAUGGCAUUGAUGUAACACACAUCCUGCUUCAUGGAUCUGAUACAGGACAUAAGAGUCUCAUGCAUCCAAACAGUGGGGCAGCAGGGCAGUUUGGAUAUCUACAGACUGUCAGACUGAGACAUUAUAAAGCUUUUUACAUUACAGGUGGUGCAGAAGCAUGUGGUGGAGGAAGUGGAAUGCCAAAGCUUCAUGAUCCUCCUUUGAUUUUUAACCUGGACAAGGAUCAAGCAGAAGGGUCUCCUCUAGACCCAGCCAGUAAAGAGUAUCAACUCGUUCUCAAAGAAGUGGAGAGAGAGCGUGAGGAGUUGCUAUGGGAUAUUGCUACAGACAAUGUGUCUACUGCAGAUUACACUGUGUCCCAGCAUGCAGUCCCCUGCUGUCAGCCACAAAACCCUGCCUGUCGUUGCCAUAGCCCAAACUGAGCUCUGUGACUUUAUACACAGCAAAUGACUGGCAUUCUAUGUAGUGUGAAUGCUUCCGCUUUGCUCCCUGGAUAUACUUUUGAUACAUUUUGAUGCAGUUCACACAACUUUUUAAUAAAUGUUUUGCAUAAAUAUAACAUUAAAUGUUAUAUUAUUAAAUAAAACA
This is a messenger RNA of Silurus meridionalis, 1893 nucleotides long. It is a transcript of the gene arsg, whose product is annotated as arylsulfatase G. Gene Ontology annotation, molecular function: arylsulfatase activity. The transcript is spliced from 12 exons. The coding region runs from base 114 to 1727 and encodes 537 amino acids. NCBI's taxonomy places the organism in Eukaryota, Metazoa, Chordata, Actinopteri, Siluriformes, Siluridae. The record is from RefSeq and is a predicted model, not a curated record.